Cololabis saira (Pacific saury) is the source of this 820-nucleotide messenger RNA. RefSeq lists its product as uncharacterized. The coding region runs from base 47 to 703 and encodes 218 amino acids. The record is from RefSeq and is a predicted model, not a curated record. Lineage: Eukaryota; Metazoa; Chordata; Actinopteri; Beloniformes; Belonidae. The transcript has 3 exons.
GACGUACUCAUUUGUGCGACGCACACGAGGAAGAAUAGACGCGAAGAUGGAGAACGUUGCUGUUUUGGUAGAGCUGCUGCUUUUUAUGUGGCGUUUAUUGCGUACUAAUAUGCUUACUAAUAUGCGUAAUAUGCGUACUAAUAUGCAAGAUUUGGAAAGAAGGCUUCAAGCGGCGAGGGAGGACGCCAUCGAGAAGCACAAGAGAGUGCUGGAAGCCAUAGAGUCCUACGAGGAGGAAGAUCACCGGAGGAGUAGGAAACGUGCUCGCAUGAUUGCUGUACUUAAUCGCCGCGAGUUGGUGUCUUUCACCCCCUCGGCCUCCUGCUCUUCUACACCAGCACGUCCGACUUCCCCAACAACAUCACAGGCGGCGGCCGUUUGUCCACCACGUGUAAUGGCUGGUAAAAGAAAAAGGACCUCCCGCACAUCAGAGCUCGUCGAUGCCCUCCGAGAGUGCAGCCGGAAUGACCAGGUCCUGCAAGCCCAGCGGGAGAGCCAUAUAGGGGUGCUUCUCGAUGAGGCCAGGGAGCACCAAGCGGCACUACAACGAGAACUACACCAAGAACUACACCAAGUACAACGAGAACUACACCGAGAACAACAGGAUGUGCAGAUCCAGCAGAACGAACGAUUCAACCUAGGGUUUCUUGCUGCGCUGGACCGGCUUACCACGGCGUUGACUGGGCAACGUAAUGGCAACUAACAUGCCAUUGACCAUUUGUGGAGUCCAGUUUUUUAUUGCACAUUUUUAUACGUUUUAUAAAUACAAUUUUUUAUUUUUCCAGUUUUUUGUUUACAUUUUUUUCAGUUUUUUAUUGAA